Molecule: messenger RNA, 1470 nt
Organism: Penicillium paradoxum
Lineage: Eukaryota; Fungi; Ascomycota; Eurotiomycetes; Eurotiales; Aspergillaceae
Product: MCT family MFS transporter
Exons: 2
Coding region: 1-1470 (489 amino acids)
Biological process (GO): transmembrane transport
Cellular component (GO): fungal-type vacuole membrane
Molecular function (GO): transmembrane transporter activity
Source: RefSeq, a predicted model, not a curated record
AUGUCCACCAAUGUCGAGUCUGCCAGCAGCAAGACUGGCCAUGCCUCUGAUAUCAUGAACACCAACAAAUCCCAGAGCACCCCGGCCUUUGACGAGAAGUCGGCUGCCCAUGUGAACAAUCAACACUUCGACAGAGAGGCUACACCAGAGCCUAGCCUACAAGAUGCAUACAGGACAGCAUCCACAGUGGCCCCGUCUCAGAGAUCAGCCCGCAGAGAUCCUGUCAGUCGGGUAACCACCGAUGCUGACGGAAACACCUACCCUGAGGGUGGCCUGGAAGCCUGGCUGGUAGUGCUGGGCAGCUUCCUCGGUCUCUUUGGAUCACUCGGACUGGUCAACACUAUCGGUACCUUCCAGGCAUAUAUUCAAACUCACCAACUGAAAGAAUACAGCUCAGGAGCCAAUGGCUGGAUUUUCGGAAUGUUCGCUUUCUUGACCUUCUUCUGUGGUGUUCAAAUUGGACCAAUUUUCGAUGCUCGAGGCCCACGUAUUCUGGUUUUUGCAGGUUCCGUCUUCGAAAUGGCUAUGAUCAUUCUCCUCGGUUUCUGCACCCAGUACUGGCACUUCAUGCUGGUCAUCGGUGUCCUGGGUGGAGUGGGAGCCUCGCUCAUAUUCACCCCCGCGAUCUCAGCCAUCGGCCACUACUUCUAUGAGAAACGGGGAGUCGCAACUGGCAUUGCUGCCACCGGUGGAUCCGUUGGAGGCAUUAUUUUCCCUCUCAUUCUGGAAGACCUCUUCCCCAAAAUUGGCUGGGCCUGGGCCACCCGCGUUGUUGCCUUGAUCUGUCUGGUCACCCUUUCACUUGCAAAUCUCCUGAUUCGGUCCCGACUCCCGCAGAAGCCCUUCUCCAGGGAGAAUGUGCUUCCUGACUUCCGCAUCUUCCGAGACCCACGAUUCGCCCUCACCACUGCCAGCGUCUUCUUCAUUGAAUGGGGUCUCUUCGUGCCAAUCAGCUACCUCUCAUCCUAUGCGCUCGAUCACGGCUUCUCCACCAAGUUCUCGUACCAAAUCAUCGCCAUCCUGAAUGCCGGCUCGUUCUUCGGACGGUGGCUGCCUGGUUUCUUUGCCGAUUUCCUUGGUCGCUUCAACACUUUGAUCGCAACAGUCGCUCUCUGCGUGCUCUGUAAUGCGUGCUUCUGGCUUCCUGCCGGCAACAGCCUGGCCCUGGUUGUUGUUUACGCUGCCAUAUUUGGAUUCUCAAGUGGCAGCAAUAUCAGUCUGACACCCGUCUGUGUUGGUCAACUCUGCAAGACCGAAAACUACGGCCGGUAUUACGCAACUGCCUACACCAUUGUGAGCUUCGGUACCCUCACCGGAAUUCCCAUUGCAGGUGAAAUCCUGGCACGUUGCAAUGGAUCUUACUGGGGCUUGAUUACCUUUACUAUCUGUUGUUACGCGGCCGGUCUGGCUUGCUGUACCGCUGUCAAGGUCAUUCAUGUUGGCUGGCGUCACCCUCUUGCGAUCUAUUAG